Molecule: messenger RNA, 559 nt
Organism: Drosophila eugracilis
Lineage: Eukaryota; Metazoa; Arthropoda; Insecta; Diptera; Drosophilidae
Gene: Cpr64Ab
Product: cuticle protein 21
Exons: 2
Coding region: 77-439 (120 amino acids)
Cellular component (GO): extracellular matrix
Source: RefSeq, a predicted model, not a curated record
UGGCAACCUAAGACAGUUCCGACAGCAUUGUCAAGCAACCAGCACCACCAAUUGUUAUCCACCAGCAAAUCUAGUCAUGGCCCUGAUCAAGAUCACCCUAAUCUGCUGCGCUUUGAUCGCUGCCAUCGAGUGCGCCCUGCUGCCAGCUGCAGUUCCUGUGGGAGUUCCUCUGAACACCGAGGUGGAUCCGCAUCCUCAGUACGCUUUCGCCUACAACGUUCAGGAUGCUCUCACUGGGGACAGCAAGAGCCAGCAGGAGGUUCGGGAUGGAGACGUGGUUAAGGGAUCUUACUCCGUGGUGGAUGCCGAUGGAUCUCUGCGCACUGUUUUCUACACCGCUGAUCCCAUCAACGGAUUCAAUGCGGUGGUGCAAAGGGGACCAGUUCCGGUGGCUGCUCGUCCAUUGGUGGCUCCAGUGGCUGCCCCACUUUUGGGUUAAAACCUCAAUCUUAUAGAGCUUAGAACACUGCUUGAAAUCUAGCUUUUACAUAACUUAUUGUCUGCUCCUUAGUCCUUUGUAAAGUCAUAAAUCAUUUAAUAAUAAAAUCAGUAAGCCAAA